Molecule: messenger RNA, 1302 nt
Organism: Plasmodium gallinaceum
Lineage: Eukaryota; Apicomplexa; Aconoidasida; Haemosporida; Plasmodiidae
Product: conserved Plasmodium protein, unknown function
Exons: 1
Coding region: 1-1302 (433 amino acids)
Source: RefSeq, a predicted model, not a curated record
AUGAAUAUUGAAAAAUUGACAGCAGAUUUAAAUGAUAUAGAAAAUGAGUUUAAUGAAGAAAAUAAAGGUGGAGAUUUUUUAUGUUUAAAUAUGUUUAAACUUGAUAAUUGUACAAUGCCUUAUGAAAACGUUAUUAAUUAUUUUUCAAUUUUUAACAUAAAAAAUGAGUAUAAAAAAACUGAAAUUAAUGCAGAAAAAAUACAAAUUAGUAUCUUAAAUAAUUUAAUUUUUUUACUAAAUCUAAAAAAAAAGUUUUAUGAUGAGGAAAUACUAAAAAUCAUUUUAGAAUGCAUAAAUGUCAGCUUUAAAAAUAAAAAUGAGACAAUAGAAAAUGCUUCAGAAGAAAAAUCAUUACUUAUAUAUAAACAGCAUUUAUUAAAAAAUAAAUAUUUAUUUUUAAAAAUUUUAAGAAAAAUAAAAAGCAAAAAUUAUUAUCCUGAUAUAAAACAGUGUAUUAAAGAUGUUACAAGAGACGUAUUUUCAUUUAAUAUGAGUGUAUAUAAUGGUAGUUUGGGUUUUGAAACUAUUUUAUUCUUAUUAUAUAAGUUACUAAAUAAAAAUCUAAAGAAUGACAUAAGAAAUUUCUUAUUAAGUUUCUUCCUAUUAAGCAUAAUGAGUAGAACUAAUAAUAGUGUUGAUAUUUUAUAUAUAUUAGAAUACUUUUAUAAAAAUAAUAAUUUUUCUCUUAUUAUUCCAAAUACUUCAUAUCUUACACCUUGUGAGGUAAGUAUAUAUAACAAUAUUAUUAUUUUGAAAACUAAUGUAAAGUAUUUUAUCAAUUUAAUAGAUCAAACUAAUUUAUCUUAUAAUUGCCAUAACAUCAUUUACAUUGAUGAAAAUUUAAUUAGUGAUAACUUUUAUCUUUAUAUCUAUAAAACUUUAUUAAAACAAAAAAAAUAUCAUUACAUUUUUAAUAAUAAAACAUUUGAAAAUUUAGAUUUCUUUAAUAUCAAUAUGAAUUAUAGUAAGUUGAAGGGCUCAAAUAUAAAUUGUGAAGAAAAUUUAAAUGUUAAAAUAAAAAAAGAAAAUACGAUAAAUGUGGAACAUAUUUCUGAUCAAAAGGAACAUAAUUUAAUUAAUAAAGAAAAUAUAAAUGAAAAAAUAAAAAAUGGAGCAAUUAUUGAAUUUCCAACUGAAGAUAUAGAAAUUUUCUCAGAUUCCACAUAUAGUGUUAGUGACAAUGAAUUUGAUAUAAAAAAAAUAAAUGAACAAAACAGUUAUUAUUUAAAUAUUGAUAAUAAUUCAAAUAAAAAAAAAAAAAAUUACUUUUAUCAAUAUUUAAUUAUUGAAUUAAAUCAAUAA